AUGAACUAUGUUGUCCAACGAGACCUGCGAGAACACCAGCAGCGUCUCGCGGCCGAGAGCCCCCUGACCAGCGCCCUCAUGUUCACCGCCGGGGUGACCGGUAACCUGGUGGCCCUGGUCAUACUGGGGCUGCACAAGAAAGACAACCGGAGCCACGUAUCGCUCUUCCACAUCCUGGUGACCGGGCUGCUGGUCACCGACCUGGCCGGCACUCUGCUCAUCAGCCCGGUGGUGCUCACGGCUUACGCCCGGGGAAGGAGCCUGAAGGCGCUGGACCUGUGCCAGUACUGCGCCUUCGCCAUGGCUUUCUUCGGACUGGCGUCCAUGCUCAUCCUGUUCGCCAUGGCCGUGGAGCGCUGCCUGUCGCUCAGCCACCCUUACUUCUACCAGCGGCACACCAGCAAGCGCUGCGGCAUCAUGGAUUAA
This is a messenger RNA of Callorhinchus milii (elephant shark), 426 nucleotides long. Its product is annotated as prostaglandin E2 receptor EP2 subtype-like. Bases 1 to 426 code for a protein of 141 amino acids. Gene Ontology annotation, molecular function: prostaglandin E receptor activity. The transcript is spliced from 2 exons. Gene Ontology annotation, biological process: cellular response to prostaglandin E stimulus; positive regulation of cytosolic calcium ion concentration; adenylate cyclase-activating G protein-coupled receptor signaling pathway. The record is from RefSeq and is a predicted model, not a curated record. Gene Ontology annotation, cellular component: plasma membrane. Lineage: Eukaryota; Metazoa; Chordata; Chondrichthyes; Chimaeriformes; Callorhinchidae.